Acyrthosiphon pisum (pea aphid) is the source of this 1699-nucleotide messenger RNA. It is a transcript of the gene mtTFB2, whose product is annotated as mitochondrial transcription factor B2. Bases 206 to 1456 code for a protein of 416 amino acids. NCBI's taxonomy places the organism in Eukaryota, Metazoa, Arthropoda, Insecta, Hemiptera, Aphididae. Gene Ontology annotation, biological process: rRNA methylation; transcription initiation at mitochondrial promoter. Gene Ontology annotation, cellular component: mitochondrial matrix. The record is from RefSeq and is a predicted model, not a curated record. Gene Ontology annotation, molecular function: mitochondrial transcription factor activity; rRNA (adenine-N6,N6-)-dimethyltransferase activity. The transcript has 7 exons.
AAAAGUAAGCACGUUUACUCUAUAGUUAUUAAUUAUUAAUUGAUAUUAUAUUAUUAUUUAUUAGUUAUUCGUUAUUACUCAUUUCCUUUUUCUAAACUUAUUUUUUUUUAAAUUAAAAUUAACUGCAGCACAGGAUAAUUAUUUGGUUAUUAAUUAUAGAAUUAUUCUAUGACUAAAGUUAUGUGCAUCUACUAUAUAUAAAAAUAUGAAUCUAAAAAAGAAUGUUUGGAUUUCGUCUAGGUCCUUUUUUAAAUGGACUUGGCGGAAACGGUAUUAUUCCUCAACUGCAACGACAUUAAAAGUACCAAAUAUAAAUGACAAUCUAAGUUCUUUUAAAAAACUAAAGUAUCCAGAGAGCAUGUUCGUGUACUGUAAUGAUGUAGCAAAAGAUAUAUCAGACACGGUAUCUGAACACUUAACUAAAAAGUACGGUAACAAAAAAAUAGAAAUAAUUGAAGCCAACCCUGGUCCGUGUUUAAUUACUCAACAUUUAUUGGAAAAAACAAAUUACAAUAUAUGCGUAUAUGAAAAUAAUUAUAAUGUGUUUAAAGAAUUUUUAAUGGCAGUUGAAUCAAAGUAUGGUAAUAGAAUUAAAAUCAACCAUGGGAAUUUUCUCUUGUUGUGGAAGUUUGGAUUUCAAGAUCGGAUGGAUCGAGGAGACAGAGUUUCAAAAUUUCUAUCAAGUAUUGAUACACCACAACAACCAUGGAACCAAGAAAAUCCGUCGCUUAAAAUAAUUGCCUCAUUACCAAAUAAGAAGUUUAUGAAUUAUUUGAUCUAUAGUUUUAUAUUUCAAACUGGAUUGAUGGUUUAUGGUCGACCAGAAUUUUAUUUAUUACUUUCACCAUCAGUAUUUAAGAGAUAUUCUUGUAAACCAAUUAUUGAUAAAAAAUAUUAUAAAACACAAACAAUUCUAUUUCAAAGCAUCUUUGAUAUAGAGUCAUUAAAAACUUAUCCAAGAAAAGCAUUUUAUCCACCACAUAUUUCAAAAUCUGCUAGUAAAAAUGUCCGUUUUAAAGAGUUGAAAGAAGCAGAUGAUAAGUAUAUGGUCUUAGCAAAAGUUGUAGGCCGUCGAGAGGUUUUAAACCCAGAAUGCUUAACAGAAGAUUUAUUAAAACCAUAUUGGUACUUUGUCAAACAUCAUACACUAAGCCGAAAAAACUUUGUAAUACCAAUGUUAGAGCAAUGGAUUCCUGGUUGUGGACCUUAUUUUAUUGCCCAAGGAUACACAAUAUUUACUCAGUUUGGUGAUCUUACACCUCCUCAGAUUUUACAAUUAUUCUUAAAAUUUAUUAGUUUGCCGGAGUUUAAUGAUUCACCUUUCCUAAACUCAAUGGAAAGCAGAAUUGUUAAAUUAUUACCUUCAUUACAAAUCACACCUGAAGACUCUAUUAUUGAACAAUCUGAAAAUAACUCUUCUAUAGACUUUGAAGAGUAUAAUAACAAGGACAAUUAAUAUGUAAGUAAAAAAGACUGAACUCAAAAUAAUGUUAUAAUAUUAAUGUUAUUAUUUAUUGUCAGAGAUUGUGUUAUUUUAUUAUAUUUGUGUUCAAUUAGUAAUGUAUUUAAUGUUUUAUUUUAAACUUGAUGUAUAAGAUUAGUUUUUACUUUUUAAUAAAUACUAAUAUCUGAGUUACUUAAUUAUUAAUUAUAGUAAUUUGUGGUAAUGUAAAAGUAAUACAUAUAAUGAAUAAGCUGC